UUUUGGUCCGGCUCUCUAUUGAGAAGCGAUAAGGUUUCAAUAUCCAUCGGUCAUUUUUUCCCCCUUCCCUCCUCCGCUCCCCUUUCAACGUAGGAUUGCCAUUGGAGCUGCUGCUUCUGCUGCAUAUUUUCUUCCCCAGUAGACAGUAGGUAAUUGCAAGUAGAUCCCUAAAAACUCAACCACAUAAUUGCUGCUGCUGCGCACAGAAAUUGGCUAGAAGUUCCUAAACCCUGACUAAUUUUUUGUUUUCCCUUUUAACUCGAGAAAUUGUGGAUUUGGCGGAGUAAUGGCAGUGGCUAGCAUGAGUUUGGAUUUAGUAGUAGGGUUUAGAGGGCUAUCACUAGGUUCCAGCUCAUCGUCGUCAUCCACUUUUCUCAGAGGAGACUUUGGAACCAUUCACGUCCCUCCCAAGGUCACCGUCUCAUUUCCAUUGAAUGCUCCGUUGACGAUUGAGUCCGCUCACAAGAAAGGUGCCGGAAGCACCAAGAACGGACGAGACUCCCCCGGCCAACGCCUUGGUGUUAAAAUCUACGGCGAUCAACUUGCCAAGCCCGGCGCCAUCAUCGUCCGUCAGCGCGGUACCAAGUUCCAUCCAGGAAAGAAUGUUGGAAUCGGCAAGGAUCACACGCUAUUUUCCUUGAUAGAUGGACUCGUUAAAUUUGAGAAGUAUGGGCCAGAUAGGAAAAAGGUGAGUGUUUACCCGCGGGAAUUGCAACCUGAAAAUGCUAACAGCUACAGGGCACGAAAGAAAGAGUCCUUCAGAUUACAGCGUGAGCGAAGGAAAGCCAGAAAAGAAGCCAGAGAAGCGAAUCUCAUGGAGCCAGAGUUGGUACUUGCUUCAAUUGGUGAAGCCUCAGAAACAAAUCCAGUUUGUUGACCUUGAUAAUUUGGCUUAUUAAUUUGAAAUUAAGCUCUUGAUGUCCUUGUAAUCCAGAAUCAUGAUCUGGACAUUUGCAUUAGCUUUGUUUUUCCUUCGUCUUUGUUGUACUGCUGAAUUUGAUCAAGGAAGUACAAAUCUGCUGAAUUUCAUCUCCCUAUCAAUACAUUCUGCUUCCUUAACAUGUA
Coffea eugenioides is the source of this 1065-nucleotide messenger RNA. RefSeq names its product 50S ribosomal protein L27, chloroplastic. The transcript has 3 exons. The record is from RefSeq and is a predicted model, not a curated record. Lineage: Eukaryota; Viridiplantae; Streptophyta; Magnoliopsida; Gentianales; Rubiaceae. Gene Ontology annotation, cellular component: ribosome. Gene Ontology annotation, molecular function: structural constituent of ribosome. Bases 287 to 877 code for a protein of 196 amino acids. Gene Ontology annotation, biological process: translation.